UCUGGGUCUUUCUGCCGUACACACCCCUCAGUAUAUAUUGACGUUGGACGAACCGUUAUUCGUCAGUUCUCGAGUUGUAUUCCAAUCAAGUGGAUCAAAACAAUCGUCAAACAUGUUUAAGUUUGCCCUGAUUCUGGCUUUGGCAGUGGCCGUAUCUGCCCAAUGGGAAGGAGGUCAUGGUGGAUUUGGAGGACAUCAUGAGCACCACGAUCAUCACUCGCAUCCCAAGUAUAAGUUCGAGUACGGAGUGAAGGAUCAUAAAACGGGAGACCACAAGAGCCAGUGGGAACAUCGUGAUGGAGAUGUGGUCAAGGGAGAGUACACUCUGGAUGAGGCCGAUGGAACCAAGCGGGUUGUGGAGUAUACGGCCGAUAAGCACAACGGAUUCCAGGCUCACGUGAAGCGAGUUGGUCAUGCCAACCACCCACAGGUGUAUCAUCAUCAUCAUGAGGGAGGACAUGGAGGAUUCGGUGGAUUUGAAGGACACGGUCAUCAUGGACAUGGACAUGCCAGCAGCUAUGCCAACUCCAACUUGCACUCUCACUCGCAUCAUCACUAAA
Messenger RNA from Uranotaenia lowii, 560 nucleotides. RefSeq names its product adult-specific cuticular protein ACP-20-like. Lineage: Eukaryota; Metazoa; Arthropoda; Insecta; Diptera; Culicidae. The transcript is spliced from 2 exons. Gene Ontology annotation, cellular component: extracellular matrix. The record is from RefSeq and is a predicted model, not a curated record. The coding region runs from base 113 to 559 and encodes 148 amino acids.